Spodoptera exigua (beet armyworm) is the source of this 4197-nucleotide messenger RNA. The record is from the annotation of a GenBank genome assembly. Lineage: Eukaryota; Metazoa; Arthropoda; Insecta; Lepidoptera; Noctuidae.
CUGGCAACACUAAAAUUCACCCUUCAAAAUAAAAAUAGAAAAUAUAACCUCCAAAUAUAUUAGUUUGAUCGGAAAGGACUAUUUGUUUGUUUGUUGUUUAAUAAGAUUUCACAAAUCAAAUGUUGUAAUUAUAUUUAUUCUAAUCAAUGUUACUUUAGUUAAAAUGGUUGUUAUAAGGUGGAAGUUUCGAGGGCUGUUCGGUAGACUACGAAAAUGUGUAGCUUGGAAAAUAUCGCAAGCCGUGUUAACAUUCCGGUCUCUUACCUACAAUGAACACAUGAGCCAAAGCUAUACUAUAGAUUUCUUAUUAGAACCUGUGUUUUGGUUUGUUGACAAUUUCGCUCAAUAUCUAGGAAAAGUUUUUGUCUUCUGCGUUACCGUGCUUACUAGUGCGGUUGUAGGUGUCGCAUACUGGGUAGGGUUGCCAUAUUGGUGGCAAAGGUGCCCCUACACAACAGUCUUUCUAGUCAUAUUUGGCAACUGGCUACUAAUUAAUAUUGUAUUUCAUUACUACAAAGGAGUUGUUACUGAACCUGGAUACCCCCCACCGACAACACAUGUUUCUGAAGCAGCUAGUAUAUGUCGACGCUGCAUAAGUCCAAGGCCUCCUCGCACUCAUCACUGCUCCGUUUGUGACCGAUGCAUUUUAGCUAUGGACCACCACUGCCCCUGGCUCAACAAUUGCGUGGGCUACUAUAAUGCAAGAUUUUUCUAUCUGUAUAUGGUCUACAUGGUUAUUGGUGUGGCUUUUGUUAUCACUGCUGGCAUUGAUAUUGGAUACAAAGUGAUAUGGCUGAAUGAUACAGGUGGUUUAUUACCAAACAAUGAUCCAGAUCUGAUUGGUCACCCAGUGAGGCUGAACCAAACUGGUGCAUUAGUACCAGUGAAAGAAAUUGUAGAAUACGACUCAUUCAACUCCCCCCGCGAACAUCAUCUGCCUGUUCCACCCAUCACUGAGGCUCAACGUAUCGCUGCUCAUCCAUGGAAAAGAAAGGCGGUUAUGUUCAUGGCCAUUACAUGUUGUUCGGUAUUGGUCGCCCUUGGAACACUGACCGUCAUUCAUGGAAGAAACAUUGGCAGAGGCGAGACAAGUAUCGAGGCUCAUAUCAAUGAAAAACUCCGUAAACAUAUAGGUAGUCAGUAUAAGAACCCAUAUGAUUUUGGAAAAAGAAAAAAUUGGCGACUUUUCUUGGGACUAACUCAAGGUAGGACUUUUAUACGACAUGUCUUGCUGCCGUCCGGUCAUCUUCCUUCUGGCACAGGAGUUUCUUGGCAUACAGUUAACAACCCAUAUGAGGAUUGGCCUUAGACAACCAACACUUGUUGGAGCUAUGUUUAUAAUAACGACAUUCGAUUUCUUGUAAGCACCCAGGCCAAAUUAGGACCUUGUGUUUGAUGUUGACAUAUAUUCUUUUCCAAUAAUAAUAUAACUGUCGUAAUUGUUGUUGGUAACAGGGAGUAUCGAAUUACUAGAAGGAGGAAUAUUGAAUGAAAAUUUACAUUUUUGAAUGAAAUAAUUUUAUGAUAAAUAUUGAAAGACUACUUAUAACUACUUAAUACAAGUAAAUUCGUUUUUUAAAUCGAAUGAUUAUCUUAGCUACGUUUGUAUAGGUAAACUGGUAUAAUAAUAAGCAAUAAUAUUUUCUCAUUCAUUUAAUACUUUGCUUUAAGACUAUUCAAAUUAACUAUUAAAAGUUGAAUAUUUAUUUGAUGACUACUAGGCAAUGAAUUCAACCAGUUAAAGUUUUUCUUUUUUUUUACAAUUCAUAGGAAGCUAAAGACUAUUAGUAUUUAUCUUCACAAAUAAACGGUGUGCUAUACGAAUUAUAACACUUCAAGUGAUUAGUUACACUUGCAACCAUAUAAUCAUAUUGGGAACUGUCAUGAGUCUCAUGACUUGUUCUUAUUAGCUUAAUUUUACCUGAUAAUGUAUAGGUAGGUAUGUAAGUCUUCUGUUAAAACUUCUUCCUAGGGCUUGACUCUUUUAUAAACAGAAAACUUGUAAGUACAAUUUAAAGACGCAAGACAUGCCAGGCCAUAUGAGGUCUGCGGUGCCUUUGUGAAAGCGACUAAAGUAAGCGCCAUUUACCGACUAGGGCGCCAUUUAUCGACUGGGGCGCCAUUUAUCGACUAGAGCGCCAUUUACUGAACAGUGCGGCAUUUAUCGACUAGGGUGCCAUUUAUCGACUAGGGCGCCAUUUGUAUGUCAAUUUAUCCUAACCAAAGGAAACACUAUAGCAAUAACGGUCUUCCAAAUUCGUGUAAUAUUACUUGAAGAAAAGAGUAAAGAUAUAUUAACAAUUUUGUAGAUAGAUUUAUCUUUGACUUUAAUAAGAAUUGGAAUGGCCUACCUUAUAUGUGGUAUGUAUAUGUAAAAAUUGUAAAGGAAGAGCUAAGACUGAGGUCAUCGGCCGAUGACAAGGCAUCAUGUAGAACUAAAUAGGUAGACAGACUGCUUUGUACAGUGCUGAAUGUUAAUACAAAUAUUCACAUUUGUUUGUUAUCUAUUUAUUUAAAUGAUAGUUUGUUUGGUUGUAACUACGAUUUGAUACCUCAUGUACAGUAUUUAUACUUUCUAUAAUAAAAAACGUGUGACCGUCUACUAUUGAACUUGUAUAGGUAUCCAGAUAUUAAUAUGUAAUGACCGAAUUCUGUUUAAGUUUAAGUGAUUAAUGCAUUUUCUAAACUGAAGCCAAAGCUCGAUUAUGAUUUGUUAUCCCUUUUGUGUUCACUCUAAAUAGAUGAAUGCGACACUUAAAAUUUAAUACGUAGGUAUGCUUUGGAAGUUUUUACUUAUCACUUACUAGUGAUUAUUUUUCAUCUUCUCUUAAUCUAAGUUACUUAAGAUUAAUAAUUUCCUAAUACUAACUCUUAACUAACUCAUCCCUUUAAUCUUCUAUGAAGCUCUGGGCAGGGCAGGUCGUGACAACAAACGACGUUGUUGAACUUGAGUUUUUUUAAAGGUUUCGUACGAGAAUGAGCAUAACUUUACGGCAAAUUCGGUUAUAUGACCUCUUAAGGACGAAACCAUAAGAAGCACCGUUUCUUUUUUCAAACAUGAAGGCAUAAUGGCAACGGUUAAAAGCCGUACGGUUUUGUUUUUCUAACAAUAUAGUUAUAUAUCUUUUUCAAAAUAAUUUGCUUUAUUCUAUGGUUUUAAUACCAACAAACAAACUAUUUUAUUUAUGAUGAUACAAUAGCUAAAGAUCCACAAACUGUAAAGGAAAAUCUAAUACCAUGUAUGGUUAACAACUAGUUCAUAAUAUAUUUUCAUAGCUAUUUAUGCCAUCAGUUGCCAGGAACCGGCUAUCUAUGGAUCGCUAUUUCUUUCAAACACUAACCACGUUGAUUAAAUUUUGUUGUAUGUAUAACAAAGGUUGGCAAUAUUACGAUAUGUCAGAUGCAUGACAUGUCACCCUUAGCUAGUCAAAAUCAAUAUAGAAGGUUAGUCCUUUGUUUUAUAUUUUGAUGCGCGCUUCUGCUCUGGGCCUUUGUUUUCGGCAGUGGUCCUUCUAUUGUCCUUCUGUUAUCGCUGGUUUCCUCAUUCCUGAACCACUUCCAAUAAAGUACCUUCUAACUUCAUUGUUUCAAAUUGCUUUCCAAUUAACGGUCUUGCUUUGUAAAUACAUAUAAAGUAAGUACAUACAUGUACAUACUUUUUUAGUACUAACUUAUUACUGUUGUACAUAAUUUCUAACACAUUACCUAUUGUAAAUGAAUAUGAAUACAACAAGAUACGGUCGAAAUAUUUUUAUUAUGAAAUGAUUGUGUAAAAUAAUAAAUAAGAACUAGUUAUAAACGAUAAGGGACACGUAAAAGAAAUAAUGUAGUAACUUUGCUCAAGGUAACUAAAUUAUAUUUUUUCUUGUUAGUGAUGCAAAUUCUUGGAUCAAUUGUAGUGUAGUGGUUAAAGGUAAAAAUAGAUAAUUUAUUAUGAUUCAAACCCUACCACAGAUUAUAGUAACAGUAUUACUUUAUGGUACGGGCAAAGAGCACCGUCCUUUUUUGACGAUGGAAGUUCUGGAAUUGUGUUGUGUUUAUCAAGUUAUAGGUUUUUUUAAGUAUUAGCGAUGACCGUCUUUAGGUGAAGAUUAGUAAGUACAUAAGUUAUAUUGUUUGAUGGAAAACACUCGAGACAUUCCUUCCGAUAUUAUUUACUUACUUAUAGCUAUAUUGAUUGGCCAAAAUAGGAAAUUG